Xenopus laevis (African clawed frog) is the source of this 1397-nucleotide messenger RNA. It is a transcript of the gene tp53i3.S, whose product is annotated as tumor protein p53 inducible protein 3 S homeolog. Lineage: Eukaryota; Metazoa; Chordata; Amphibia; Anura; Pipidae. The record is from RefSeq and is marked provisional. Gene Ontology annotation, molecular function: oxidoreductase activity; quinone reductase (NADPH) activity; oxidoreductase activity, acting on NAD(P)H.
GCCAGUGUCCAGCAUGGAGGAUAAAAUGUUAGCAGCAUUUUUCGAUGCUCCUGGCGGCCCAGAGACGUUGUACAUUAAAGAAGUGGCUAAACCUGAGCCAAAGGAGGGGGAAGUGCUUAUAAAGGUUGAAGCCAGUGCCUUGAACCGGGCAGACUUACUUCAGAGAAGGGGAAAAUACGCUCCACCUCCAGGUUCCAGUGACAUUCUGGGUUUGGAAGCUGCUGGCACAGUGGUUAAGCUUGGCCCGGGUGCUGAUGGGCGCUGGAAGGUAGGAGAUGGAGUUAUGGCGCUUCUGUCUGGUGGUGGAAAUGCACAAUAUGUCACUGUACCAGCGGGACAUCUCAUUCCAAUUCCCCCUGGAAUGUCUGCAACCGAUGCUGCUGCCAUCCCUGAGGCCUGGCUCACUGCUUUUCAACUGCUGCACUUUGUAGGUAAAGUUCAGAAAGGAGAGACUGUCCUGAUUCACGCCGGUGCCAGUGGAGUUGGUACUUCGGCCAUCCAGUUGUGCCGCCUGGCUGGGGCAGUUCCUAUUGUAACGGCAGGGUCGCCAGAUAAGCUGCAGAUGGCAGUAAAAUUGGGAGCUGCAACUGGAUUCAAUUACAAAGAAGAGAACUUUGGUGAAAAGUGUCUUGAGUUCACCAAUAAUACUGGGGCAGAUGUUAUACUGGACUGCAUUGGAGGGACACACUGGGAGAAGAACUUGCAGUGCAUUAAUACAGACGGCCGCUGGGUUCUCUACGGGCUGAUGGGUUCCGGUGAGAUUCAUGGGGAUCUGCUGGCAAAUUUACUGCGGAAAAGAGGGAGCAUAUUGGGCAGCUUGUUAAGAUCUCGCUCAAAGAAGUACAAGGAGGAACUGGUUAAGGCCUUCACAGAACAAGCUCUGCCACAUUUCAUGCCUGGGGGGUCCGUCCAGCUGCAGCCAAUUGUGGACAGCGUAUUUCCCUUGGAUCAGAUUGCUGAUGCCCACCAGCGAAUGGAAGACAACAAAAACACAGGCAAAAUUGUUCUACAGAUGCCCCUGUGAUGUGUAUGUCAUGUGACAAGUGGCCCCUUGACUUAGUAUUGAUUCGCCAUAGAAUUAUGUGGAGGUUCAUAGUGGAAAUAUUUGCACUGCAUUGAGGUAGAAACUCUUCCAUGUCGGGUUUUCUUGUACCUACUAAAGCAUCAUUUGCUCCGAUUAAUGGGGGUCACUGACCCCACCUUUUAAACAAAUGCUCUGUAAGGCUACAAAUAUAUUGUUAUUGCUACUUUUUAUUACUUUUUAUUACUUGUAUAUGUCAGGCCUCUCCUAUUCAUAUUCCAGUCUCUUGUUCAAAUCAGUGCAUGGUUGCUAGGGUCAUUUAGCCCUAGCAAGAAGAUUGUAAAAACCGCAAACUUGAGAGCUGCUGAAUAAAAAA